Molecule: messenger RNA, 2451 nt
Organism: Saccoglossus kowalevskii
Lineage: Eukaryota; Metazoa; Hemichordata; Enteropneusta; Harrimaniidae
Source: RefSeq, a predicted model, not a curated record
UGCGCAUGCGUGGUGUCGAUUAUAUUCAAAAUGGCGGUGAAAACAAACUUGUAAUCGUUGUUGUGAAGUGGUAACAAUUAUUCAGCGCUGAACUUAUUUCCUGUUUGAAUUUUAAGCAUUUUCAGCUCAGAUGAAUUCCAUAGAAGCAUUUAUAAAGUCGGGUGUUGACCCGUUUGCUGAAGACCCAUUGCCAAAGGGACAUUAUUAUCCAUCACUUGAAAGAAAACUUAAGCAUCAGGAUAAACAGAUUUUCCUUAGCCCAGAGAAAAAUCCAAAGAUGGUUGAUGAGCCUGAAAACGAAUUAACAAAACAGAGUCCAGGAAUUGAAGAAUUUUUGGCAAAAACAAACACAUACUCAAGAAGGGAAUUACCCACCCAUGACACACCUAGUCCAAAGGAUACAUCAUCAAAAUUUGAUGAAUCCUGGCCAUCAAGUGAGAGACCCUCAACGAUAGUGAGUCCUGAAUAUUUCAGACCCCCAUCUGCUACUGUGCCCCCAAGUAGUAUAGCCGAUAUAAUGAGAAGUACGCAAAGAUCUACUUUUGAUGAUUUUGAUAGAAGGAAAUCACAGCCACCUACUCCACCUGAGGACUCUACACUUGCCAAAUUCAUACAUCGGUUUCGGUAUGCUGAACCAAAAAGCAGAGAAGAAAGGUCAAAAAAUGUUGGGGAGAAGGCACAAGAUUUUUGGUGGUUAUCUCCUCCAACCAGAAGUUCCACACCAUCAGAUAUUAGUGUAUCACAGGGCCCACAAGGUUCUAGUCCUAGAAGGCUGAAAACUGGAAGAUCGGCACGAUCUCCUAAAAGUCCAUUCAAGAUUAGUCAAGUUAGAGGAAGAUCAUUGGAUAAGAAAAGUACAACCUCCGUCACCUCGGGUGAAUCAAUACCAUUAGACUUUCCUGAUGAUAGACUGACUAGUAAUCUUCAAACCAGAGCUCAGAAAUUACUUGAGAGAAGUGAAAGUACAAUUCUGAGUGAGCCCAGAGUAUCAUCAGAAGGAUUAGGUAGUACCACUACCAGUAGUUUUCAUGAGGAGCCCAUAUAUAGACCAAGAUACAGUGUCACAAAGCAUGAUAAGGAAAAUAUUCACCAUACUGAAAUUGAUCGGCCAUACAGGCCCAGAAGACAGCUAGCACCAGAGAAUGAUAUAUUAUAUCAAUGGAGAUUAAACAGGAAACUAGAAGAAGCUAGACAGCAAGCAGUGGACCCUACAAGACCAGUAUUGACAUCUCGGUUGAGAUCACCACCAACAAGACUUAGCCCAAGAAAACCUACAAAGCCUGCCAUUAAUGAUGAUGUUGAUUCAAGACUUGCAGAAUUUAGACAAAGACUUGCACAACAGAAAGAUAAAGGUCAGAUUAAAAUAUCAAGACAUCCGUGUAGUACUGAGGAACCGUCAACCAUAGAGCACAAAGGAAGUGAUCCUAUACCUCAGACCAUAGCCACACAAACAUCACCAAAAGAAGAGGAGAGUUCAGAUCAAGAGAUCAGACAUCACCAUGCAAGUCCCUUGCGAGAUAGAAAGCAUGAAUCUCCUACAAGACUCAAAAAAACUCCAAGAAAAUCAUGUGAUUUUCAGCCACCACUUGCAAGCCCAUUUAAACAAUGCAAUGAAGAUGAGGAUGAUGCAGUGAUUCCUCAUGUUCAUCUUAUGUGUGAUCUUUUACCAUGUCCACACCAACUUGGCCAGAUUUCUCCACAGAUGGGGAGACAACCACCUAAAAAGGACAUUGUUGGUGAUGUUCUCUCUGAUGAAUCGGGUGUUUCUGUUAUUCCAUGUCCAUCAAAAAGUAGCCCCAAAAAAGUUGCAAAGCAUUUAGACUUUGAGCCAGAGAGUGAUGAAGAGGCAAGUGAGAGAAGAGGCACAUUGGAAAUGGCACAUGCAAAGAAAAAGAAGAAGAAAAAACUACCAAAAGGAAAAGACCUCUCCUCAACUCACACCAGCACCCCUAAGUCUGUUGCAGAAAGUUCACCAAUUAGUGCUGCAAUCGGUCAGGUAAUUGGGAGUAGAUUAUUUGCAAGUCCAACAAAGUCAUCUUCACCACAAUCCAGUACUGAAAGUCUACCCACAAUGCACUCUCCACCAAGACUUCAAAGACAAAUUGGAGAUGAUCAUGUUCAAGAAGCAUCAUCAGAACAUAGUGGUAGUGAAGAUUACUCAGAUGAUGAACUUUUACAAAUGCUGUACAGGAAAAGAAAAAGCUAUGAAGAACAACUGAAACAUCUUGAUGACUUGUUGGUGCAACAGUGCGGAAACACCGACUGUGAAAACUGAUCUAUUCAGGAAACAUAUGUACCACUCACCAAAUAUACACUGUUAACAUAAAUUUAUAUUUGUAAUAAUGAAGAUAUGAAUAUGGUAAUUGUAAUCACUAUUAUAAUUGAAUUGUAAAUUAUUGACUUUUUAAUAUCACAACAGCCAUACAGCAAAAACCAUGAGUGUUUUUUGUU